UCCAAUAAACCGAUACGUAGCGGGGUGAACCUGCCGCGGCUGCGAUGGGACGAGCUCGGAGAAAUGACAGCUUGUGCAGGAAUUUAGGCUGAACUGCAUCCAGCCUCAGACAGGACCGCAAACUGUGGACUCGGUCGAACUAUGUGACAGCUGGCAUUUCUCCCCUCGGCGGCAUUCUAUCUUUUUAUUUUUCAUUUAUUUAAAUUUUUGAAAUUUUUUUUGCUCAUUUUUGAGAAUGGAUCCGGUGAAAUGGGCGCAAAAGUUGACCCGGCGGUGUCCUCUGGAUGUGCUCAAACUCGACUCGAUGUGAUCGCCGGUGGAAAUGCUACCUCUGUGAUCGGGACGGUGAAGUAAUUUGCAGCUACGAGAAGAGGAAGAAGAGGAGGAGGAAGGGGGAGAGAAAUAACGGGACCGGGUGUGAGGGAACUAACGGAAUUACCUCUGUGACCGGAGAACUGUGCGAGCCGCCGUUUUAUGCUGAAUUUCUACCCGGAGACGCUCCCCAGUGAAAUUGUUUUCUAGGUAGACUUGCUUUUUUUUGCAUGUUGUUUUGAUUUUGUCGCCUAUAAAUAGACCACAAUCCAUGUUAGCUAAUUGCUGCACGAACCUUUAAUCCGUAAAUGUAGGCUAUAAAAGCGUCCAGUAUGACGCUGUCAAAUCGCUGAAAUACACUUUUUUCCCUUUUUUUUGCGGAUUAAGCGGACAUUUACGCAGCUCCACAGACUGACAGCGUCACCUUAGCUGCCGCUGUCCGCAUCCACAACAUUUGUCAUUAUGAUCCUCGCCCAGGGAUUAGAUUUUGAUGACAUAAAGAAUUACAUAAAAAGAGAAUCUGACGCCAACAUGUAACAUUAGUAGUUUUUUGUGAAUUAUUUAGCUGAACCUCUCCAUGCGCACACUUCCAAAUGGAUGCAUGUGGCCAAAAGGCACAAUCUGUUCUGUCUUUUUUAUGUUUGUGUGUGAAAAAGCACAUUUUAGAAGCAGUGACUUGUCAUUUGGCAGCAUGAAAGCAUCAUUGCACGGAUAAGUCAAGUUCGGGCACCUGAGCUGGCUUUGGUGAAGUUGCUUUUACGCACCGGAAAGCAUGCGUCCUGCAGAUAUGAAGAUGAUCUAGGCCUCGUUUUCUUCAUUUUUUAAAAUUAGUUUUGGAGCAAAGAUGCAUGGCUUUUUGUUUUUUGUAGUAAACGAGACAUUCUGCUGUAUAUAAAAAUCGCUCUUCUGCUUAUUUUCGGGGUGAGGGGAACAUGAUGUGGAUCCAUCUGUGGUGAUAUUCUCUUGCUGUUUCCAUGCGUCUUUCUUCUCCCCCAGAACUCUGGACGUUGUUGUGGAUUGUGUUGCUAUUUAAUGCAAUGGGCUGCAUCCAGAGUAUCAGGUGUAAGCCCAAGAGUUUCCGAGACAGUAUCAUCGUCCUGGAGCUGAACACUUCCAUCGACUCCAACCCCACCAGCAUCGACGAGGCUUCCAGCGUGGUCCUGCGCUACCGCACGCCGCAUUUCCGAGCCAAUGCCCGAGUCCUGGUGCCGCCAGUAGCCGCUAAAGAGACGUGGACCAUCGGCUGGAUUCAGGCGUGUAAUCACAUGGAGUUCUUCAAUACGUAUGGGGACAAAGGGAUGUCAAGUUGGGAGCUCCCCGACCUGCGUGACGGCAAAAUCCCAGCCAUCAGCGACUCCGACGGUGUCAACUACCCCUGGUACGGCAACACCACAGAGACCUGCACUGUUGUAGGCCCCACCAAGAAGGACAGCAAAUUCACUGUUAGCAUGAAUGACAAUUUCUACCCCAGUGUGACCUGGGGAGUGCCGGUCAGCGACAGCAACGUGCCUCAGCUUAGCAGCAUCCACCGCGACCAGAGCUUUACGACCUGGCUGGUGGCCAUCAAUCAGGCCACCUCAGAGACUCUCGUCCUGCAGACAAUCCGCUGGAGGAUGCGCCUUCGCAUCCAAGUGGACCCAGAGAGGCCUCUGGGCCACCGGGCCGUUCUGAACGAGCCCGUGGCCCAGGAACAGCCCCAGAUCCUGGGCAAGAACGAGCCCAUCCCCUCUAAUGCCAUGGUCAAGCCCAACGCCAAUGACGCCCAGGUGCUGAUGUGGCGGCCAAAGAACGGUGACCCCGUGGUGGUCAUCCCACCCAAAUACUGACCUGUUUCACUGACCAGACUGGCCUUGGAUACCUUAACAGUAUCAUCCCUUCUUUCUUUUACUCCUGCUCUUCACCAGCUGUCACUGCUUUAACCUUUCUUUGAUAUUUAUUUACACCCUUUCUUGCCUCUCUAUUCUUCUCUCAUGCUUUAAAAAAGACUGAGAAGAAAACAGGCAAAUGAAACCAGCGCUGAGAAAAAGACCAGCUGUCGCUCUGAGGUGGGGGCUUGAACAUACUUUUAAAACUGGAGUGAACAAACUGCAACCAUUUCUACCUUCAGACUGGGUCGGAUCUCACUGUGCUAAAUUGCAAAAAUGAAAAACAGAGUGUUUUGGGAUUUUUAUUUUUACAUUUUUGCUGUUUGAGCCACGUGUGGGUGGAUUUAAAUAUUUACAUGACCAUGUCUGCGCACAUGCUACAUGCAUUGAUAUGCACAAACUUUGUGUAUGAAUACCAGUUGUGUUUUUAUUUAUGGGCUGGAAGAGAGUGCAUUUAAUUGUGUUUUGAUGUUGUUGUGUCAUUUACAUGACAAACCGCAUUGGGUGACAUAGUAAAUUUUAGUACUUUUUUAAAAAAAGAAACAUGCAAGACAUUCAAUCCAUGCUGCCUUAAGUUUACAUUGCUUUCCACUGCAAACUUUUUAGCCUUAAACGAAGUGCAAUGCAGUAUUUGAUCAUUUGUCCCGUUUCUUCCAGACUGUUGGUGCUGGCAUGUGUGGGUUUAGGACAGGAAACGCAAAAGAAGAAGAGCCAGGUCUCAAAUCCAGACUCAAAUCUGUUGUCUAACAAGUGUAACAGUGUGUUACAAAACCAAGCUAACCAGCUGAGUUUCAAGUGCAUUAUGGGACGUGCAGAGAAGUAAAGCCAACACUCGUCAGUAGCACUCAGCGCAAUAAUAUUAACAUGCAAGAACAAGUUCUACAAAAAUCUACUCAAAAGCACUCCACAGUCGACCUCAUGUCAGUCACUUUAUUCUGUUUAUAGCCUGUUGUAGAAUCCAACAGCACAAAACUAGUUUUCCUUUCCCUAUAUCACUCCAUCUCAGGGCCCUUUUCACUUCCUUCCCUUCUCUUUUUUCAACCAUCCUGUCCGAGUGAAUAAGCGUUGCUCACGUUGAACAAUCAAUACCUGCAUUAACAAGCAGUCACGGACAGAGGAAAUAACUUUUAAUAACUGGAGGACAAAAACAGCAACCCUCUUUUCUGUAAGACAAUCUCAUGCAUAUUGUACUUUUUAUCCCUCUUAAACUAUCCACUUUCCAGCUAAUUAAAUCCAAACAUCUGUCUCUCAUGUUAGCAGAUUUCUCUGUUUUCUGUCCCUCCUCCUCAAUCACCUCUAAUCUUCAUCUACACCAGUAUUUCUCCUCCCACUCCUCACUUCCUCUCCCCCUCCUUCUCUUUCGCUCACUUUUUAUCUGCUGUCGAGGCUGAAAAGCAAAGCAGGAGGCAUGCGAGUUUGAUGCCGACUGCUCGGUUGGCAUAUAGAUGACCCACUUCUCUGCCUUGCCAGUUGUAGCUCUCGCUGCAGAAAUGUGGGGCUUGUCUCCCUUUAUUUCACCGCCAGCGACUGUAAUACACACACACACACACACACACACACACACACGUACACGUAAACAAACAGCGGCUGAUAUCGACAUUCAAUGAAGUGACGCCCUGUAACUGUAAAUCUUAGAGAAGGGCGUCAGCAGCAAACACCUUUAAAAAGGAGAAGGAAGGAGGCAUCAGUCUUUCACUUCCUUAUUGAAAAUAAGAGUUCUGUACACAGUUUUUUUACUCUCAGAUGAAACAUCUUACAGGUUCAUUGUGCCCAGUCUUUGUGUCAAUGGGUGUUCGGCUCCAACCAAAGAAACUAUGUGCAAGCAAGUCUGAUCUGCUCAUGUAUUUUACAAAGCUCAGUAGUCUGCUACUGUUACAGUGUACAAACAUCUUCAGAAAGCAGCUAUCAGACCAGUUUUUUUGGGGGGGAUUUUCAGAAAUAAUUUCUUAUAACGCUGUUAAUAUGACAAACAUUUUUACCUGAAACUUAAAGGAAUAGUUCAGCAUUGUGGAAAACAUCUUCAUUUGCUCUCUUGCUGAGAAGAAUGGCUCUUGCAUAUCUGUUUGCUAAAUGUGAAACUGCAGUCAGCAAGUUGUUGAGCUUACAACUGAGACUGGAACAAGAGGAAAAAGUGACAAACUCACCUACCAGCGCCUCUGAGUCUCGCUAACUUUCCUCAUUGGUUUGCUCUGUACAAAAACAGAAGUAUGAAAAUGACUGUAUCUUUAUAUUUAGCACUCAGCAGUGAGAAUAAUGACAAUCUUCUCGUCUAACUCAUGAUGAGAAUGCGAACAAGACUGUUUUCUGAAAUGGUGAAACGUUUCUUUGUGCAAGGCUGAAAUGGUUUCUAGAAUAAAUUCAAACGUACACUAGCGCAGUAGAAUUGUAACGUUAUGCUCUGCAGUCUGUGGAGAAUCUGUUGGCUGAAGGCUCUGCAAUUAAAAGUCGCAUAAUAUCCAGCUGAA
Messenger RNA from Amphiprion ocellaris (clown anemonefish), 4642 nucleotides. It is a transcript of the gene fam78ab, whose product is annotated as family with sequence similarity 78 member Ab. Lineage: Eukaryota; Metazoa; Chordata; Actinopteri; Pomacentridae. The record is from RefSeq and is a predicted model, not a curated record. Bases 1287 to 2138 code for a protein of 283 amino acids. The transcript has 2 exons.